This is a messenger RNA of Durotheca rogersii, 2082 nucleotides long. RefSeq lists its product as uncharacterized. The record is from RefSeq and is a predicted model, not a curated record. The transcript has 4 exons. Bases 193 to 1770 code for a protein of 525 amino acids. Lineage: Eukaryota; Fungi; Ascomycota; Sordariomycetes; Xylariales; Xylariaceae.
ACUCUCCGGCUCGAUGUCCUCGAGUCGGCGACGCCCUGUGGUUAUGGAAACGUGACCAUUAACGACCAACCACUCGCCCAGGAUGCGGAUGGCCAUGGCUCUGGCUCAGUGAUUACUAGCUAUGGGAAUGCUAUUAUCGCUGAUUGGGCGUUUACGUGUGUCCAUCUCGAGGAUGGGCUCCAAGGACAACUGAUGACUUUCCAAGUCAGCUCUGUAGAUGAUGCUGUAGUCGAAGGGGUUUCGUUUGUCGUUCAGUUCCGCCAGACCGUGCCAGUUUCCGCGUCGGUCGUCGAGAGUGCCGGGUUUACCAUACAACCCGGGGUUUCCGCGGGGACCACAGCUGACAGCUCGGACGGAGGGGUGCCUUCGGAGCUCGCUGAUGAGCUGGCCGAGUUGAACGUGAUGAUGCGACAAUUGGCAGCGCUCGAAUACGCGAUUUCCUCGAAGAUGCAGCACAUAUCCGAAACCUUCGACGUCGGGCCGUUAGGCGGACCCCAUUCGAUUGCCGAGUGUGAUAGUCUGGUGUGCAUCUGGAAGAGUAUGUAUAGCCGGGUGAAGCACAUGGCCAGCCGGCUCUACGGACAUAGUAUUGGACACGGUGGGCACUUCAGACACCGACUUAGCGGCCAUCACUGGCCGUUCCCCCAUCCGGAGGAGGAUCAUGGCCACUACCAUCCUUGGUUUCCACCCCAUCCCGAUCAUCCCCACAGGAAUCAUUCACAUAUACCACCACAUGAGCCUCAUGGACCUCCACCACACAGGCCUCCACCUCAUGGCCCUCCACCUCAUGGCCCUCCACCUCAUGGCCCUCCACCUCAUGGCCCUCCACCUCAUGGCCCUCCACCUCAUGGCCCUCCACCUCAUGGCCCUCCACCCCAUGGACCUCCGCCUCAUGGGGAUAACUUGCCUCCUCCCGAUCGGCCGGCGCCUGAUGCAGGAACCCAUGACAUUCCCUCCAAACAGUCGCCACACAGCCUAAAAGGUGGCCCUGAUCUCGUGCCGACUUCAAACUACCUAGGACAUACUGAAGAAUGGCACGAUGCUAUACGCCCCCCCCCUCCCUUCCCCCCCUUCCCGCACCCGGGACGUCACCGUUUCCACGUGCCACCGAUUCUUUACAUUGUAGGUACCGUCGUCUUCUUGGCCGCCGUGGUCGGCAUAGUACGCAUAUGCUGCUGCGCCAGGUCAUGCCAGAAUCGACACUCUCGCUGCACCGAACGACGUCGAGCGCGAGAGGCGCGCCGCCAGCGCCGCGGUGGGGCCUGGGCUGCGCGAUGCGCCGCCGUCGGGGCGAUGUGCUUCGAGGUCGCGGGGCGGGUGCGCGGGAGCGUGUGGGGCCGGGAGGCCGAGGCGGAGGCCGAGGAGAAGGCGGCCAUCAUGAGGAGCCUGCACGCGUCGGACGGCGACGAGACGGAGGACGACGCCCUCUCGACGACGAUCGAGCAGGAGCUCGCGCAGUUCCGCGCCAUCGCUGACGUCGUCGGGAGCAUGGUCGCGGCGGAGGAAGGGCGCUCCCGCGAGUACACGUACGACCGGCCACGGCACGACAUCCCCGCCCCGGCACCCCGCGGCCCGACCACGGCGUUCCCUGACUACGCAUCCGUCGACGAGGAGCUUCCCGCUUACGAUGAGCAGGCCAGCGAGCACCGCUUCGUCGCCGAUGGGUUCCGAUACACCCACGAGUGCCCAAGCUACAGCUCCAGUUGUAGCCCGACUGGACCUUCGACGACAGCAUCGUCUCUCGACGAGCACUUGGGGGGUAAGGAUUGAUGGUCGAGAGAGCCGAAUUACUUCCGGACGUAAUGUAAUACCGCUGGUCUUUAUCUACGGCGGUGUGUCUAGCAUGUUCUAUAUUUGAAACCUAACAGUGAAGCGCACCUUUUCUUUUCUCCUUUUUCUUUUUUUCUUUUUUUGGCUCCUCGGCUGGAACUAGACGGCCUUUGGAUAUUGAUAGACGAAAGAGGGAAAUUAUUCGCAGUAUUUGUUCAAAUAGUGUAUCAUCGGUGCUGGUAUGAUAGUUGCCCUGUGUAGGUUGGGCUAUGGUGUGUUGUCCCUGGACUGUGAUCCCGAGACGGUAGCUAG